AUGGACGAAGAGAUGAAGAGCGAAGUGGAGCCGACCGCCGCGCUGGCGACGCAGCCGAGUGAGGAAAAGCGCUUCGAGAUCAAAAAGUGGAACGCAGUGGCUCUCUGGUCGUGGGAUAUUGUGGUCGACAACUGCGCCAUUUGCCGCAAUCACAUUAUGGACCUGUGCAUUGAGUGCCAGGCCAAUCAGGCGUCGGCUACCAGUGAGGAGUGCACCGUGGCCUGGGGCGUCUGCAAUCACGCCUUCCACUUCCACUGCAUCUCCCGAUGGCUCAAGACUCGCCAGGUGUGUCCACUGGACAACCGCGAGUGGGAGUUCCAGAAGUACGGCAGAUAA
Hyaloperonospora brassicae is the source of this 336-nucleotide messenger RNA. Lineage: Eukaryota; Oomycota; Peronosporomycetes; Peronosporales; Peronosporaceae. The record is from the annotation of a GenBank genome assembly.